This is a messenger RNA of Penicillium daleae, 2256 nucleotides long. RefSeq names its product putative serine-rich protein. Bases 1 to 2256 code for a protein of 751 amino acids. The transcript is spliced from 3 exons. Lineage: Eukaryota; Fungi; Ascomycota; Eurotiomycetes; Eurotiales; Aspergillaceae. The record is from RefSeq and is a predicted model, not a curated record.
AUGCCGACGUCCAAGCAAUCAACGUCGCCUCCACCCCGGCGGCGACGCGCUCUGCAAGAGCGCACCUCAGCUCAUACCAAUGAAAGAUCACCAACUCGGUCUAUCCAAUCACUUCGCAUGGUCCAUGGGGACAAAGAAGAUACCGACAUGUAUACCGCCACGCCGUUUCCCACCAAGCCAGAGCAGAUCUUGCUGCCGAUUCCCGGCAAAGGGCAGCAAAACUAUAUCUCGGAUACGGGCUUCGCCUAUGCAGAUACCCCCGGCCCGUCCACGUCGACCGGGUCGUCGCCCGCCUUUAGCCAUGCCGCGGCCAGCAGCGCGCACGACCUGUCUAUUCGCGAGACAUGGGAUGUAUCGUCUACCGUGGAUACGCUCAAUUCGCCGCCCCAGAUGUGGGAUGAUCCCACAUCGAGCAAGUCGUCUCUGCCGGAGGUCAGCCCUAUGACCAAACACGAAGAGUAUACGUCAGACGGCCCCGACGAGCCGGAGUACUCAGACGAUGAAAUGAUAGUCCUGCCCACUGCGACGCCUACCAUCAAAGCAGUCAUUUCGGAACCGCCAACCUCGCCCAGGUCUGUUGGCGAAGAUGAUCAAUCGAUAAUUGCCUACUCCAGUCCCAAUAUCGAGCAGAUCGGUGCACCAUCCAGCCCAAACUUUGAACCCAUUGGCGCACCCUCGAGCCCUAACUUUGUCACGCUGGAUAAUUCGAGCGUCAACUUCCUGCCACCUGGUACGGACAAUUCGGAUUCAGAUCCGCGCUCAAAUUCGCUGUCUUCCUGGAAUUCGCGUGGAACAGCCGUUCGACACGCUGGUGUGACCGCGCCCUGGAUCCAUACGGCCGGCUCGUCAGAGCAACUGAGCACCCGCUCGGCAUCACCAUUCCACUCCAGCCCUCCAUUGCGCUCAGUCUCCUCGUUCCGAACUGUCUCCAGACGUCCCUCAGCCAGCCGGUCACACUCCGCAACAUCCUCAUCACGCAGCUACCGCUCCGUCCCGGAGAUGGCCGCCGCCAUUGACAGCGGUAUCCCCAUUCAAUACGCGCGUAUCCGAGCACCAUCGUCCAGCUCCCGCGCCGAUACAUCAGUCUCCUCAGACCGUGACUAUACUCCAGUCCGCGACUUCACGCCCGGCCCAGCCUCCGGCCGCUGGAACCCGCAUCUAUCUCGGGUAUCAUCAGUCUGGUCAGACGAAGACCUCGCCAACCUCGCCGCCACCGGCGAACCCGAGUCCACCCCAGCCCGCGAGCCCUCCGAACCGAGCAUCCCGGCCUCAGCCUUGACAUCCAAAACAAGCACCUCCAGCGUGUGGCUAGUAACAGAAACCGAUGACGACGAGCGCCUAGACAGCCUCACCAAUCUACCCCCACGACCCGGAUUCCCAGGAAGUCUCUCCUCCGGCUCAAAGCGCAGCAACAGCACACGCAGCCUCAAACGACCCGGCACAGCCUCAAGCACCGUCUGGCACAUCCUCCCCACCUGGGCAAAGAUAUACUACCGCGCGGACGCACUGGGCCUCAACUCGGCCUUCUCGAUAAUGGACGUGAGCAGACCGUCCUCCGCGAGACCGGGCACUUCCAAUUCCAGCGUCUUCAAAUUCACUCUCAUGCCCACACCACUCAACAUUCCCCGCGGCCGAUCCCCCGAACGUCCACGCUCUCCUCAACGUCCCGCCUCCCCGCCUCGACAGCAGCCCCCCGCCGUUACCGCUGCUGCUGCCGCCAUCGCACUACCCCGGCGGCCCGGCGCGGUACGCUUCGUCCAGCGCCGCCUCGAAAGUGACCCUCUCGACCCGCGCGCACACUGGGUGGCCGAUCCCGAGGAAGAAGGCGAAGUCAUCGGCAUGCCGCGCCACAGACAACGACAUAGCUGGUCGCCACAUCUAUACACAGAUCGACGGGGGAUUCCGCACUCAACGAGUACAUGGACGGCGCCGUCGUUGGACUCGACGAAUGAGCCUGUGCUUGGGAGGAGGAAUGUCCAGGUUUAUUCUUUUUGCCUGGGGUUUAUAUUUCCGCUCGCGUGGAUAAUCGCAUCAUUCCUGCCCCUCCCGCCAAUGCCAAAACUUUCCCCGGAGAUGAUGCAUGUAGACGAUGAUAUCGAGAUGGCCCUGGAGUCGCAGUUGGUUGCGCUGCAGCGUCGACAACACGAGAAUGCGCGGUGGUGGCGCAAUUUGAAUCGGUGGAUGAUUUCGCUUGGUGUGGUGAUUAUCGUUAUUAUUAUUGCAUUGGCUGUUAUUGGUACCACGACGGGCUUUUAA